AUUGCAGUGCUGCUCACAGUAGCCAAACCUGGGAAGGGACUUGAGGGUCCAGCAGUAGGGACUGGGCAAAUCAGCUUUGCUGUGUGCAGUACAGAGGCUGCUAUCUGGGCAUUAAACAGGAAUUAUGGAUAUUAUAGGGCAACCUGGAAUGUUUAAGGAGAAGAAAGGUGCCUAAGUGGCAUGCAUGCUGACUGCCUCCCAGUUAGUAACAGCCCUAAGAACCUUGUAUACAUGGGACUUAAGGGGGAUGAAGAAAAGCUUCCUGGCAGCGGUGUCAGGGAGGAGGUAUGGGUGGAUGUUGAGUCUCCUUUCUGCAGGCUUGCCAUAAGCUUUACAGGUUGUUUUUUAAAUGUAGGUAAAAGUAAAGGGACAGAGCUGGGAGUCAGGGCACCCAGUCAGGCUUAUAAGUGACUUCGGGCAAGUCAGUGUCAUCUGGGCUUUGGUUCUCUCCUCUGUAAGAAGACUGGUUAGACUCGCUGCCCCGAGCCCCGGUGCAGCAUGAAGGUUCCACAUACUGGAGGACAAAGGAGCUGCCCAUCAAACUGGUGUUAUGGGGAGAGGAGAGAUGAGGCUGGGCAGGCUCAUGGCUCUCCUCACUCACUAGGACUCAGCCUUAUCUGGCCUAGUAGGCAAAUCACUUCCCCAUCCUGCUUGGAGUUGCCGUGGCCACUAGAACCGUAAGUGGGCUCCCGAGGACUAUGUAUUUGAAAAGCUCGUGUGUGCACUGGAGCGUUCCACGUGCACGUGUGAUAGUCCCAGAUUUGUAAUAACUACAAAAUAAGACCUUUUAUAACUUUUACAAGUUAUAAAAGUACUAUGUCAUAGUUAUAACAAGUCGAUUCACAUCCAGGUGUGUGAGGAAGUGUGAGAAUCUCCCUUUCCAGCCCCACCCCUGACAGUCUGAGGCGCACCGUUCCCCUCCUUUCUCUACUCAUGCAAACAUGUAUAGAUCCUUUUUUUUUUCUCUCUAACCAAAAUGAGAUUUUACUUUAUACAUUAUUUUGCAGCUUUCUUGUUUUACUUUAGAAUAUAUCAUGGAUAUCUCGCUAUGUCAGUACCUAUGAGGUGUCAUUUCUGUUAACGGCGACCUCACCUUCUGUAGUAAAGAUGUACUGUGGUGUAUUCAGGUAGUCCUGUUUGGUUGGAGAGUCAGCCUAUUUCUGGUAUUUUGCCAUCACAAAGAGUGUUGCAGCCAACAUGUAUAUCUUGCUACAGAUAAAGAUAUGUAGAGAUACAUGCACGCAGCAGGUAAGAAAGAGAUUGCGAUUCCUGUAUCCUGAGAGUUUUAUUUCUGCAGGUUGGUUUUGUCUGACACAGCAUUUGUUAAUUAAAAGAGAAAAACAUUUAAAUUUUUGAUGGAAAUUUAUGGUCAUUACCUGUGUUUUCAGUCAGCAGAUACCAGCUGUAAAGUGUGGCGGGGCAGGGGUUGUGAACUGCUUUGACCUCCAGUAGGGGUUUUCACACUGACCCCGACAAGGCUGGGACUCACUGGGGUAGACCAGUAGGAGGAGCAAGGGCAUUCCAAACAGGAACGGCCCAGGCCUGCCUGCCUCUCAGGGAAGGUAGGAAAGGAAGAACUGAAGCUGCUUUGUGGAACUCACUCAUCUUCUCCAUUGUUUCAUAAUGUAUAGUUUCAACCUAAUUUGUAAGUGGUCUAUCUGCUCAGUGGACAGAGUGUUUUUCCACACCUGGGUGGCCAGGAGAUCUUGUCAUCAUCCUGGGACCUGGAGUGUCAGAUCCCUAAGGGCCCAUGUAGAGCACCUGGGCCACAUUUCAUGUUACAGAUGGGGAAACUGAGGCCUGAAGAGGGGCAGAACUUGCCCAGCAUCACCCAGAAAGUUGGUGGCACAACUGAGUCCAAAAGGAGCCUCCAACUCUCAGCUGGUGUUCCCUCUCGAGUGGUUUCCGCUCAACAAGCCCAGCGUGGGAGACUACUUCCACAUGGCCUACAACAUCAUCACCCCCUUUCUCCUGCUCAAGGUGGGGCUCAUACACUCUCGGGCCUCCCUCUGACCCAGCUCAUCGAGCGGUCCCCACGCACCCUGCCGCGCUCCCUGAUCUACGUCAGCAUCAUCACCUUCAUCAUGGGCGCCAGCAUCCACCUGGUGGGCGACUCCGUGAACCACCGCCUGAUCUUCAGCGGCUACCAGAACCACCUGUCAGUCCGCGAGAACCCCAUCAUCAAGAAUCUCAAGCCUGAGACACUGAUCGACUCCUUUGAGCUGCUCUACUACUACGACGAGUACCUGGGCCACUCCAUGUGGUACAUCCCCUUCUUCCUCAUCCUCUUCAUGUACUUCAGCGGCUGCUUCACUCCCACCAAAGCGGAGAGCUCGAUGCCAGGGGCAGCCGCGCUGCUGGUGGUGCCCAGUGGCCUGUACUACUGGUACCUGGUCACCGAGGGCCAGAUCUUCAUCCUCUUCAUCUUCACCUUCUUCGCCAUGCUGGCCCUCGUCCUGCACCAGAAGCACAAGCGCCUCUUCCUGGACAGCAACGGCCUCUUCCUCUUCUAUUCCUUUGCCUUCACCCUCCUGCUCGUGGCGCUCUGGGUCGCCUGGCUGUGGAAUGACCCCGUGCUCAGGAAGAAGUACCCGGGCGUCAUCUAUGUCCCUGAGCCCUGGGCCUUCUACACCCUCCACGUCAGCAGCCGACACUGAGUCCGGGCACUGGCGCUCUGCCGGGUGGGAGAUGGACCAUCGAGGGCGUCUGAGCGUGGGGGUGUGUGUGUGUGUGUGUGUGUGUGCACGCCCGCGUGCAUGCAGACUCACACAUGUGGAGUGCAUCACUGUGAGAUUGAGUUGUUUUGGUCAAGUUUCCAUUCGGUUUGGCUCUUUUCAGGACGGGGUGUAGUUUGAGGCAGUGUGUCCAGGCCAAGAGCUGGGCCCUGCCUUCCUGUGCACCUGAUGGAGUCGAGCCCUCUCACUCCCACGGCUCAGGGCUGUCUCUUCCUCCUGGGGUGUCUUCUGGUAGCCGUGCGGGAGAGGCCUGGGGGGGGCAGAGGUCGGGAGGGGACUUGGCCCUAUCACCCACCCCCUGGCUCACUCCUUGUAUCUGCCCUGACCCUGGAGGCCGGAUCACGGGUCACGUGACCUUGCUGUGUCUUAAUGAGCAAAGCACAUCCCUCCCCUGGGCCGCAUCUGCACUAGAUGGGCCCACGGUCUCAAAGUCGGUCGGUAGGCCGCUUGCAGUCUCCUCUCGGGGCGGCCUUGGGAGCGAUGAGUGGUUCUACCCUGUCCCUGCCCUCUCCGACCCUGGGAGGGGUACGUGCACCCCAGACCCUCACCCAGCCUCAGGCUGCACGGGGUGUUGAGCCACCCGACUACGGGGAGCCAGAGGCCAGCCCUCCCCGCUAACCACUGGCCUGCCCUCGGGGUCUGGGAGCUCCCCAGCCGUGUCCCUCUGCUGGAAGCUCCGUCUCCCUCCCCUCUCCAGGGUCGUGGUGUCCGCCUGACCACAGGUUUCUGAGCAGCUGCUGAAGGCGGAGUCCUCACUUGCACUACUUCCUGAGCCGCUCACUAGGGGCGGGGAUGCGGUGAGGCGCCUCAGUCAGCCGUGUCCCAGCCUGAACCCACGCCGGCCGCCAGCAGCCCUGCGCCCGGGAAGGGGGGCCUGGAUCCCCACGGGCACUGGGGCCAGGUCUCCUCCCGCAGCUGCAGGCUCCCCAGCCUCAUUGCCCCGCCAGCGCUGGCCCACGUGUGCGCGGGGGUCUCGGGAGGCCGGCCUCGCCCUCCCCGGCCCUGCCUCCUCUCCUGUGCUCUCAGGGAGCCCUGUGCCUCACAUCCUCCUGUUAUGUAGGGUCCCCCAGCCCCUGGGCAGUCCCCGUCCGGCAGCAUCAGGGGUGAGUGUGAACUAAGGCGGUGUGGAGCCAAGCCCGGCUGGCUGCUGCUGCUCCCUUUGGGUGUGAAUUUGAGAGGCAGGAGGAGGGAGUGUCUGGUCUGGGGCCCGGCGGGAGCCCUGGGCCCACCCCAGGGGCCCACCCGUCUGGCUGAGGGCAGGUGCUGCUGCUGCCCGCUGGCCCUCCAUGCCACUUAGUAGGGUCCUGAGGUUGGGGGGUCACCGGCAAGAAGGGCCUCCUCUAGGUCCCAGCUCUCUCCAGAGGCGUCUGGGGAUCGUGCGGGUGGGGCCAGCGUAGGGCAUCUCCAGACCUAGCCCUCAGAGACGUCCCAGCCAGCCUCCCAGCUGUGCCGCCAGCCUGUUCCAGAGGCUGGAGUAGAGACGGUGCCCUCUGGGGGGAAGUGGGGAGCGCCUGGUUUGUGGGAGGUUGGCACUUAGUCUCCGGCAAGUCACUUGACCCCUCGGGGGGGCCUCAGCUCUUGAUAUUUGAGGGUCUCAGUCUCACCGCGCAGCCACCAGAUGCUUCAUGGGCUGCUCUUACCAGAAAACACAGAGCAGGGCCACGCUGGACAGGAGACGUAGGCCGUGUUGUGAUGAGAGGAACACCUUUCGAGGAAAGCACCUUUGUUUUUCAGAGUUGCUGCCGAGGUAUUGUACAGCAUGAUAACCCUCCUGACACCCAGAGUGUGGACAUAAAGCCUGGAGUCUAGGGGUCCCACUGCUUUCCCAGGCAGCUUUUAAAAUAACCACUCAGCGUUUCAACCCGUAAAAGGCUAGUGCCCUCCACCCCCACCACCCUAUGAUGGGAACUUGGUACCCUGCUCUCUGUCCUCUCCCUCAGGACCCGGGAUUGGGGACAGCCCUUCCCCGGGCUCAUUGUACCCCUGGCAUCUGGGAUCUGCAAUAAUAAAUCUUGUGACUCCA
Messenger RNA from Hippopotamus amphibius kiboko, 4758 nucleotides. It is a transcript of the gene CLN6, whose product is annotated as CLN6 transmembrane ER protein. The record is from RefSeq and is a predicted model, not a curated record. The transcript is spliced from 6 exons. NCBI's taxonomy places the organism in Eukaryota, Metazoa, Chordata, Mammalia, Artiodactyla, Hippopotamidae. Bases 1776 to 2657 code for a protein of 293 amino acids.